Molecule: messenger RNA, 1682 nt
Organism: Dothidotthia symphoricarpi CBS 119687
Lineage: Eukaryota; Fungi; Ascomycota; Dothideomycetes; Pleosporales; Dothidotthiaceae
Exons: 2
Coding region: 177-1547 (456 amino acids)
Source: RefSeq, a predicted model, not a curated record
CUCCAAUGUCCAGUCACGUUACCCUGCUUGCUGCCACACAUCACUGGGUGUGUAGCAAGCCCCUCGCCGCUUAUAGGCGCCCCGCGUCGCGAGGUUGGCCUUGACGACUCCAUUAUCGACACCACACGACUCACCACACAACUGACCACACAACCCACCAAACGACUGGUCGGCUAAUGGACGACAAUUCCUCAGGCGCCCCCAAGCUCGGCCCUCCCAAGCGCUCUGCCACCGAUGCUGCGAGCACUUCAGCCUCCAAGCGCUCCAGGACCGUCAACACAGGCACGUCAUUCAGCCAAUCGGCGAGAACGCGCAUCAUGACGGACAGCAACUACCAGUGCAUGAACUGCGAAGCUUUCAACGUCCAAGUUGCCCAUGUCUUUGCACAGGUGGACAAAAACUUGAACGACUACAAGAACUUGUCCAUGACGCAUUUGAACGGCCACAGCGACUUCAUGAAUGGCGUGCUGCUGUGCCCAAACUGUCACAAGGCGUACGAUCGUCAGUGGAAACCGGAGCUCCUCAUUGUCCCCAAAUACCUCGAAUUCUUCAUCGAGGCCGAGAAGAACGCCCAAGCACAAGGCACGCGGGUCCCUCCCACCUCGGACAUGUACGCCGAAUAUUGCAAGGUCCGCGACCAGGCUCUGGACAUGGCCAAAGGCGGGCAGUAUACCCUCUUCAUAGACGCCGACUUUCUCGGCCCCUUGAGCCUCCGCAAGGUCGGAGAGGGGAAAGAUGCGCAAUGGACGGGAGAUCCUAUGGCUAUGUUGUAUCGCGCCAUGAUCGCCUCGUGCCAGAUCGUUUCGCCGCGGGGGCUUCCAUGGAAGGUGCACAACCAGUUGGCCACGCUGAAGGACUUGUACAGGACCGGCAACGAUACGUUAUAUGCGCGUCGUGAUGCCGGACAAGGUGGAGGUGCCGGACGAAGUGAAGAUGCUGCUGGACAAGGUGAAGAUGCUGCUGGACAAGGCGGAGAUGCUGCUGGACACGAUCGAGGCACGGGAGCACACCCACCAGCUCCACCUCAGGCCGGGCCUCCAUCGUCCACCACACUCUCACCCGCCCACGUCGACAACAACAUGAAUGCUCACGCUGUUACGGGCAUUCAACCGCCGCUGUCGUCUUGCACAACAACCCCUCACAAACGCCAACUGCGAAAGCGAGAGCAUACAGACGAUGGACCUGACUGCUCGCGACGCUCCAAGUGCACCAAGCUCGAAGCAGGGCUUACUGCAGAAGAUACCACCCAUGAACGGACAGGCCUCGAACACGUCUGGGACCUGUUCUUGAGUUCGUCGGACCUCCUCAACCCCAAUCAGAAGUGCGUUGAUGUCGACACGCCUUCAGUUGACAUGACCGCCGUCGACAGCCUUGCUGACGCUGCGCCCACCCCAAAGCUGUACAAUCCCGACAUGGACAACAAAAGGUUUUGGAGAUGGGAGGGCCGCACGUCGCAGGACGCUGCCGAAUACUGGAAAGCCGUCUUUGUGCCGCUGUAUGCGCCUAGGAAGGUCGGUGAGAUGGCUGACGCUGGGACUUGUCGUUGAUGUCGCGGUAGGCGGUGGUACAUUUGCAUAGAUUUCAGUACUUGGGUGCAGCGUCUGGGUUGGACAUCUGUUUCAUUUCUAGCUACUGUGAUGACUACAUAGACUUUUAGACAUGAAUUCCAACUCUUCAAAUCG